CUAUACCUCAUGAAGUUAGCACUUGGUUAAAUCAGUUAGAUAAUGAGUUUAUUUCAUACCACUUUAGUUAUUUGGCUAACUCUAGUCCUUAUUUCACACGAAGUUUCAGGAGAAAUAGAAACUCUCGUGGAGGAACCUGGACCAGACCUUUGGUACUGGUUUGUCUCUAAAGAAAUACCUGAAGGAGCUGGGUGGAUGCAUCCUUCGACUCAGAGUCCAGUGUACUCAGUCUGUGAUAUUGUUAGCAAAAAUAAGGAACCAAAGAACUGGUUACGAACAGACUAUAUUUACAUCAAAGGUGCUACACGACUCAAUAUUGAAGUCACAUAUACCCUUCGUACCUGCCCCUUAGCUAACGUGGUGCCACUCUGCAGAACUAACUUCACCCUUUAUUCUUAUCAUACGGAUUACAGAUUAGAUUAUGAUGCAGACCCGACAAAGUUAAAGUUCCAAAAAGAAACUGUCAUUGCCCCAGACACUCUUCCUGCGCCAAAUAAACUCACAACAGACACAUUUCAUGGGUCAAUAGUAACAAAAGCAAAGGGAAUUUAUUUGGCAUUAUUAGACCAAGGAGCCUGCUUGACAAUAAGAAAGUUUGUUAUGAGAUAUCGUUUCUGCUCUGAAACGGCCGCUGCUCUCGUUAAAUUUCCAAGAACAGUUGCCCCAGCAAAUAAUAUUAAUUCAACUAAUCAUGAAGGAGAAUGUACAGAUCCUAACUCACUUAAAAGAAACAAUCAAAAGAUAUUUGGCGUGUGCCUCAGUAAUGGGGAGUGGAACAUCACAAAUAGCUCAGCCUGCCUUUGCAGUUAUGGUUAUGAACUAACCAAUGGAUCUUCAGACUCUUUUGUAUGCAAAGAGUGUCAAAAGGGCUUCUAUAAGGAUUCUGUUGGUAAUGAAAAAUGUGUUCCUUGUCCUGAAAACUCAGCAUCUAAUAUUGACAGAAAUGGAUGCAUGUGUAACGAAGGUUACUACAGAUCAUCCAUUGUCGCAGAUUGUGAGGUCUUUGUAAAGGUAAUUAACAUAACCAUGGUCAUUACCAGUGAAAGUUGCACUGAUGGAAAAUACGACGUAUCCUCGUUACUGGCGAGAAUCCAAGAAGUG
Messenger RNA from Stylophora pistillata, 1101 nucleotides. RefSeq lists its product as uncharacterized. Gene Ontology annotation, cellular component: plasma membrane; signaling receptor complex. The record is from RefSeq and is a predicted model, not a curated record. Gene Ontology annotation, molecular function: protein binding; ATP binding; transmembrane receptor protein tyrosine kinase activity. Gene Ontology annotation, biological process: cell surface receptor protein tyrosine kinase signaling pathway; protein phosphorylation; positive regulation of kinase activity. Lineage: Eukaryota; Metazoa; Cnidaria; Anthozoa; Scleractinia; Pocilloporidae.